Molecule: messenger RNA, 1539 nt
Organism: Hyaloscypha bicolor E
Lineage: Eukaryota; Fungi; Ascomycota; Leotiomycetes; Helotiales; Hyaloscyphaceae
Exons: 2
Coding region: 391-1119 (242 amino acids)
Source: RefSeq, a predicted model, not a curated record
GUCUUUUUUGGAUUUCGACAUUCACUGCUCUGAAAUUCAAGCUAACUUUCAAUCUUCUCCACGUGAUUCUCUCUUUCCCUUUGGCGAGUUAAGUUGGUCCACUUCGAUCUCUCCAUUGCCCACAUCCAAAAUCCAUUUGACCGCUCAGCAAGAUCUCACAUCAUUCCUCGAGCUCACUCGGUGGGUUUGUACUCUCCGUAGCAUUGACCACAUUGUUGAUUAAAGGCGACCGGACUUCAAUCGGCCGGUCGUCCAUCUCGGGUUCACCUUCAUUGCACUCUUCAGCGACAGACCACUAAGACCUUUAUCGAGUCGCAAACCUUCUCGUCUUUCAGCGAGCAACCCAUCCAUACCUAUUACGUCUCAAAUGAUCGCCACUCAGUAGCCAAAAUGGCGUCUCAGGUCCCUGAUCCAAAGACUUGGCGUCCUUCAGAGGCAGAAUGGUAUCCACGUCUACAUAUCGGCCAGCACUGGGAAGACAUGUCCAUUCCAGUAUAUUGCUACCUCGAGCAAUCAUCACCCGGUACAUUUUCCGAACUCAAGUGGGCAAUCCGUCCCCUCGGAGAUCCUCUGAAGGGCAAACCAUCCUGGACGAACUUCACCCUCCCCAUCAACUCCAUGAUCAACCAAAUCUCUUGCCUGAGUUACGGAAUGAAGCAAGAGCUCAUGAGUUCGAUGAAGGUCAGUCUGACAGCCAAGUACCUUGCUCAGAUGAAAUUCGACGCCGGCGCUCCGGUCUACAGUGAAGAGGAUCUCGAAAAGCGAGCCGGUGAUUCCAAAGGACGAAAUCAGCGUGCUGAAUCCAGUAGAGCGCCGAUUAAGCUGGAAGAAGAUGGUGGAUUUAGCAAUGGGGUAAAGAGAAUGAGUAUGACAGACAGAACAGCCCCUCGAGCAUCAACCCCCCCAGAGGAACCAAUACUAUCGCAGCUCAACGACAGUCGGAGAGGCAGAUGGGUCGAAGAAGAUAGUGGCCAAGGCAAUAGUGCGAAGAGAGCGAAGACGAAGGACGAGAAGUCUAGUGGAGCACCAACACAUGCAAACCAGACGCCUCUUGGCCCCAGGCAAUGGAACUACUUCGAUAACUACGACAAGAGAAAGCCAUCCAACCUUCGGCAGUGAGUCCAAGGGCCGCCUCUGGAGUAUCCAAAAGUUUCAGGGAGUCUUUUUGAACUUGCGAGCCUCUAGCAAGCACUCAACUCGGCUUAUCAAAACUUUGGUCUGUCAGAUCAGCGACCUUUGCAUAUUCUCGGCUUCUACCUGACCUAACAUCACUUUCGGCAGGUGCACGAGGACCUGAGCAUGGAUGCCUUAGAUCGGGUGUGUAUUUGGGCUUUCUUUUCAUGAUGUUGUAGAGCUAGAGAUCCCCCAGUACAGGCGUGCUUUGAUGUUCUGUCAGGGGACAGGAUAUACCACUCCAUCAACUUUUGUAGUGGCUGGGACUUUAAACUUCGCUGAGCUCGCAUUUCAAUGUAUUGAAUGUUCAUCGAACAAGUAAUCAAUGAGAUAAAGCCACUUUAAACUUUCCAAAUGGAAAAGUCC